AUGACAAAGCUUAGUUAUGAACCAGUUCAACACUUCAACUUUACGCAUAGUGCAUUUUCUUUCAAUGGAAAAUUUUCCCUGUUCAACUUGUAUUUUCGGAAGAACCCCUUUGGCAGUGAAUAUACAGUUUUUGCUAGUCUAGAAGAGUGCAUAAAGUUAAUUGCUAACUUCAGAAUCGCAGAGGAUGAGAUUGCUUUUAUCCAAGCAUCCUUGCCUCCGUCAUGUGAGGACGGCUUCUACGACUACCUUCGAGGAAUGAAUUGUUCCAAUGUGGAGAUACAUUCCAUUUCUGAAGGAUACGUUGUAUUUCCAAAUGUACCCUUAAUGAGGGUUGAAGGACCAAUAGCUGUGGUUCAACUGCUUGAGACACCACUUUUAAAUCUUAUCAAUUAUGCAUCGUUGGUAGCUACAAAUGCUGCAAGGCAUCAUUUUGUUGCUGGGAAGUCCAAACUUCUUCUUGAAUUUGGGCUACGAAGGGCUCAGGGACCUGAUGGUGGUAUAGGGGCAUCAAAGUAUAGCUACAUGGGUGGAUUUGAUGCUACAAGCAAUGUUGCUGCUGGGAAAUUAUUUGGAAUCCCACUCCGUGGAACACAUUCCCAUGCUUUUGUCAGCUCAUUUAUGAGCCGUCAUGAGAUCACUGAUAAAUUGCUUCAUAGUUCUGAUGGUUCAAAUGCUUGCGAGGAUUUUGUUAGUUUGGCUCAAACAUGGUUAAGGAAAUUGAAGGUGUUCUCAACCUCAAUCUACUUAUAUUAG
This is a messenger RNA of Fraxinus pennsylvanica, 753 nucleotides long. NCBI's taxonomy places the organism in Eukaryota, Viridiplantae, Streptophyta, Magnoliopsida, Lamiales, Oleaceae. The record is from the annotation of a GenBank genome assembly.